Messenger RNA from Fraxinus pennsylvanica, 447 nucleotides. The record is from the annotation of a GenBank genome assembly. Lineage: Eukaryota; Viridiplantae; Streptophyta; Magnoliopsida; Lamiales; Oleaceae.
AUGGCUAGCCCGAGUGGAAGUCCCCAGCAAGGAGGUUGGUUUAUGUUUCGAUACGAAGAAGACAGGGAGUCUCCAACUGAUGCCAGGAACGUUCUACUGAUGUGGCGGCGCUAUAGCGGCAGUGACUUUUCAGGCCAGAGUCAACCCUCCUGGUGGCAUUUGGCAGGACAUCCACGGUGGACAAAUGCCGGGGCGUGCAAUAUAUGCAGACCAAAAACAAGCAUUCUAUGUUUUCUUGAUAGCCAAUGCUCUGGCUCUUUCAACAGCCAUAUUCUUAUAUCGCUUACUUAUGGAUUCCCUUUCUAUUUUGAAGUGUGCGUGGAUUUCUACUUUGUUUAUGUUUGCAACUUAUGCAUCGGUCAUUUUUCGCCAUUGCACCUGAUGAAUCCGUCAGAUUUCAAUAUAUUUUGUGUACUGCUGCUGUGCCUUUUGUCAUUCAGUUCUUGA